Molecule: messenger RNA, 1548 nt
Organism: Mya arenaria
Lineage: Eukaryota; Metazoa; Mollusca; Bivalvia; Myida; Myidae
Product: short-chain collagen C4-like
Exons: 4
Coding region: 123-854 (243 amino acids)
Source: RefSeq, a predicted model, not a curated record
UACAUCGACAAACUUUCAAGGUCAAGUUAGGAGGCAAUUGUGAGAUUUAUUUUGUUGUGUUGCAUCACUUAAGAGUCGAAUGGAAUGGAAUAUAAUUCGGCAAGAAACUUAUGGACGUUUGAAUGUCCUCUUCAUUUGGCAUAUGCAGAGCGGAAGAGGAACCAAUCUGUUUUUCACGUUACGACUAUGACAGAAAAAUGAUGAAGGACAUGUUGAUAAUGGAAGAGAAGAUACAGAAGUUGGAACUCGCUCUGUAUAAACACAGCUCUGUUAUUCAGGAACAUCAGCGCACAAUCGAAAAAGGUAGUUCAUAUGUAUCGUACACCAGAUGGGGCAGAAACGACUGUCCGGAAACGUCACAACUGGUUUAUAGAGGAUACGCCGCUGGAAAACACUACACCCACAAAGGUAGCGGAAGCGAUACUGUUUGUUUGCCAGAAGACCCAACCUGGUCUAACUACACCGACAGUGUCGGUGAUGGAUACAAGGCUUACAUCUAUGGUACCGAGUUUGACGAUAGUUAUACCCAAAUAUUCCCCUACAAUGUUAAUCAACAGGACGUCCCGUGUGCCGUUUGUCUUGCACGGAAGCAUACAACACUGAUGAUACCCGGAAGGAACAAUUGUUAUAAUGGAUGGACAAAAGAGUACCAUGGGUAUCUCCUUACCGCCUAUUAUGAUCAUUCGGGACCCAUAAGCCACAUCUGUGUGGACUUUGAACCAGAUUUUCUGCCAAGGGGCGAGACAAAUGAUAAUGGACAUUUGCUGUAUUUGGUUGAGGCUAGAUGCGGCUCUCUGCCUUGUCCUCCAUAUGUUAACGGCCGGGAACUGGCAUGUGUUGUUUGCACGAUGUAACCUGCAGUCCAUUUAUUGAAUAAAUGAUCCUUGUCCAUUAUAGAUAAGCUAUAACGAAAUACGAAGCGCCCGGAUGUGGUACAUGAUGCACUCUCUAUAUCUAAGAUUAAUAGUUUGUUUGAGUAUAAGUAAUGCACAAACUCUAUAGUUGUUGUAUUUAAAAUUCAGUCCAGAACCUGGAACCAGAGAUCAUUCGUCAAUAUCUCAGAUAUUAAAUAUGUUCUGCUGGACUCAAACUUUGCUUUUGCCGGUCAUAUGCAACAUGGAUUGCAUGAAAAAUUAACGGUACCUAACUUCAAAGGGAGUGAAUAUAUUUUGGGGAAACGUCAUAUACCUGUUUAUUGUUUAGAUCAAUUUGCAUUGAACUGAAUUUUACUUAAAGUUAUGUUUGUCAUGUACAUGAAUCACUAGAAAUAGUAUUUUUCCCAUGCUGUCUGUUUACAUUGAAAUGUAUAGGGAGAUGAAUUAUUACCUUAAAACCUUUUGGGUGAUUAUUCUUAUUAUAUAAGAGGUAAUUAAAUAAACAUUUACGGUUCUUUUAAAUUUGAAUUUCUGAAGUUUCAGGGCUUAUGCAAUAUAAAUAAUCGUUAAUGGAUCUACAUUAUCUUCAUUAUUAAUCAACCAACAUUAUAACAUGUUAUCAAUGACUUUGUUUUUGUGUAAUAUUUAUACAGAUAAUAUUUUAAAAACUGUU